Molecule: messenger RNA, 741 nt
Organism: Acaulospora colombiana
Lineage: Eukaryota; Fungi; Glomeromycota; Glomeromycetes; Diversisporales; Acaulosporaceae
Source: the annotation of a GenBank genome assembly
AUGGCAAACCUCAAAAAAUUCGAGCGAGUAUUUCGCGAAGAAGUUCUCACCAAGAAAAAGAAUGGCGAAGACGCCCCAACUUGGGCAGACGUGAAACGACUUGUCAAGGAAAAGAAAUUAUUCAAUGAGGUGGAAAUGCAAGACUCAGACUUCAAAUCUCAAUUAAAAGAAACGGCCACCAAUAUCGCGUUAGAAAUAAUGUCAACUACUCAAGAUGAUAUAGUCGAUGAACCUCGUGUCGAGCGCAACACAAAGAAACGCAAACCUGAGUCUGCAAAGGGGGAGCGAAGUCCCAGCCCUAGGAAGAAAGUCAAGAAAGAAGAAUCAAAGACGGUUCAGAAGCGUCAAGUUAUUGAUAGUGACUCGGAUGUAGGGGAUAAGUCUCCAAAACUGGGGAGAAAACCGACCAAAGGCAAGAAAAAUCUACCAGCUGCAUCAGAAAGCGACACAGAGGGCCCUAACGUCCCACCGGAAUCUCCAGAGGUAAGAAAUAUAGUAGAUUUAAUGGUAUAUCCUAAUGUCACCCUUCACUCCAAUAAGGACCUUGGACAGACGUCGAAAGGCAUACCAGCGGCAGCCGUGGCUGAGAUGGACGACUCCGAUUUGUCCGUAUUGGAAGAUGGAUCGCCGGUCAAGAAUAAAGCAAGCAAGCCAAAGGGUAAAGGUAAAGAGAAGGAAAAGGUCAAGAAUAUUUCUAAGAAGGAGAAGGACACAAAGUCAAAAGCAAAGGAUGACAAAAAG